Messenger RNA from Acytostelium subglobosum LB1, 1134 nucleotides. RefSeq lists its product as hypothetical. The transcript has a single exon. The record is from RefSeq and is a predicted model, not a curated record. Bases 1 to 1134 code for a protein of 377 amino acids. Lineage: Eukaryota; Evosea; Eumycetozoa; Acytosteliales; Acytosteliaceae.
AUGUCGACCAACGCAAAGAAGAGGAAUUCACAGUCGACCAAGGGCAAGUCGAGGUCUUCAACGUCAUCCAACAAAUUACAAAAGUUGUCCAGUAGCAAUAGCGCCAACAAUACACCGGUGGCUUCGACUUCAUCAUUGUCAAUGGCCAUGUCCCCGAUAAAGAUAGACGAGACAGUGACACCAAACACACUCAGCAACCUGUUGUCAGUGCUGUCGAAUGAGUGCACCAAGAAGAUAUUCUAUGAGUUCACAGAGCGCGAGCAUUCGUCAAAUCACGUGAUGUUCUGGUUCGCCGCACGCAGUUUCCGUGAGGAGUACAUCCAUGUGGCGCCAACUUCCAAGUCGACUGGCGACGUGGUUAUGAGCACAGAGACGCGCCAUCCACGCUCCGAGUCUGUGGAUGCCGCCACACCCCGCUCAAACAGCAUCGUGGACGACGAUGUCGGAUGCAGCAGCAGUGGCGGAAACAACAACAACAGCAACAACAGCAACCCCGCAGCCACCACCAACACACUCACGAUCGAAGUAUCCGUCGCCAACUCGGUCAUGUCCAGCUCGCCAGACUCACGUCGCAGCAACAGCACCGCCGAGACGUCCAAGGACCUCGUGCCAAUGAUGGACGGCGCAUCGUCCUCUUCAUCGCCAGCAUCGCCCAUUCACAAGGUGUCGCGCGAAUCCAGCGCGAUGGACAUUGAGAUGACCGAGUCGAUGGCGGACGGCAUCAACUUUGAGAAGGCCAACAUUCUGUUUGAGAAGUACCUGUCGUCGACGUCGCCCAGCGAGGUCAAUCUGGACUACCGCACACUGAACGACAUCACCAAGCGCAUCCAGGCGCAUCAGAUCACCGACAAGAUCUUUGACAAUGCCAUCAAAGAGAUAUUCGAGGCCAUCAACAAUGACAGCUUCCACAGAUUCAAGAACUCGCCGAUCUACACUGAUCUGCUCCAACAAUGUACAGAUAUCCAGUCCUCUUCCUCUUCUCCAUCCUCAUCAUCACCACCAUCAUCACCAUCAUCGCCAUCAUCAUCAGCAACACACCGAACGAGCGUCACCAUUCCAUCGUCAUCAUCAUUGAGUGACUCUGGCAAAUCCAAAAAGGCCAAGUCUUCAUCAUCAUUCUCCUGCUUUAAAUAA